ACGUGUGAAUUUGCAAGAAAUAUUGCGUCAAAUGAAAUAAAAAAGCUUAACUCUCUCAAAAACCGCCAGCAAAAUGGCUUGCUUUUACCGCCAGCAUGACGAUACCGAAGUUACAAUUCCAAGAUAUAUAGAAUCCUCUACGGGUAUAACAUACUAUGACAUAAAGGUGCGGGUAGCCCAGGUCGAGUGGCUGGUGGAGCGUCGCUAUAAGGAUUUUGCCCAGCUAAACGAAAAACUAGAAGAACCUUCAAGCAGAAAGUUGUUACCACCCAAGAAGCUGGUUGGGAAUAAGCAGCCUGCAUUUCUGGAAACCCGCCGCGAACAACUAGAGAAAUACUUGAAGGAAUUACUCAUCCACUUCCGCACCCAACUGCCGCAGGUGCUGGCUGAGUUUUUGGAGUUUAAUAAAUACGACAUAAUUUAUUUGCUACAAGACCUUGCAAAGCUGUUUAACGAAUGCGGGGAUGCUUUAUUGAGUGCCAGAAAGGAGUAUAAUUUCUCAGCGCUGGAGGUCUUUGCCAUUAGCGAACGCCUGAGCUUGCCCUGCCCGCCACAGAGCUGCAACAUUGAAGAACGAGGCAAAUUUGAUUUCUCCCAUGUACUCGAUUUUUGCUCGCAACUAGCGGUGCUUGUAGUUACUCCCAGCAAGGAGAACGCCAGUUUUGGGGACUACAAUGCUGUCGAUGUUCCUAUUGGACGAAGUAACAUAAUACCCAAUCGGUUAAGCUUCAAUUUGAAUGCAUUUCGUCAGCUAAAGACCUUGAAAUUUUCGGCACUCAGCACAGAGAACAUUGUAGACAUUGAGCAGCUAAAGCCAAGUCUGGAACAAAUCCGGGUCCACAACACAACAAUAACUCACAUCAAUCAGGUAUUGCUCUGUGAUAAUUUGCAUAAGGCCUGCGAUGUGCCCAGUGUCCUGCCCCCUGGGAUUGUGUCCGAAGUGGCCGCAACGAGCAAGGCCGCCCUUCUAAGCACCGACUCAUGGAGUAAUCUAGCCGAACUCGAUCUGACUGGAAAUCUACUGACCCAAAUUGAUGGUAGUGUGCGCACGGCGCCAAAACUCCGAUGUCUGCUGCUCGAACAAAAUCGUAUACGCACCAUUCAAAACCUCUCCGAGCUUCCUCAUUUGCAAGUGUUGUCCUUGUCCGUAAAUUUAAUAGGCGAAUGUGUGGAUUGGCAUCUGGAAUUGGGCAAUCUGGUAACGCUUAAUUUGGCCCAAAACAAGCUGAAGGAACUUAGUGGGUUGCGUAAACUGCUCUCAUUAGUAAACUUGGAUUUGAGCUGCAACCUGAUUGAGCUGCUCGAUGAAGUGGAUCACUUGGCUGGGCUGCCGCUCCUAGAAACUUUGCGAUUAACCGGAAAUCCUCUGGCAGGCAGUGUAGAUUAUCGUCCACGGGUGCUGGCAAGGUUUCACGAGCGCGCCAAUGAAAUCUCGCUAGAUAAUGAGCCCGGAACAGCCGUAGAGCUUGACACAGCUCUAGUGCUAUCCGCACUGUUGAAGUCCAAGCAGCGCCAACAACAACAGCAAAAAUGACACUCUAAUUCAAAUGCAAUCUCUCCCGUCGCAAACAAAGUAUUCCAUAAAAGGAGACAAUAUUCCACGGCAAACUCACAGUGUACAUUGAUAUUGAAGUUUAAUAUUUUUUGUUUUUUAUAGUUUUACUCUCUGUCCUAUUUUCUCGUGUUUUACAUGUACAAUAUUUUGUGCAAUAUUCAUAUUUACGAUACAGAUGUCUCCUUUAAAAUUGUAAUGUAAUUUAAAAUAUACAACUGUCAUUUGUAUAAUAUUUAAGUCGA
Scaptodrosophila lebanonensis is the source of this 1797-nucleotide messenger RNA. Its product is annotated as nischarin. The transcript has 4 exons. Lineage: Eukaryota; Metazoa; Arthropoda; Insecta; Diptera; Drosophilidae. The coding region runs from base 74 to 1534 and encodes 486 amino acids. Gene Ontology annotation, molecular function: protein kinase binding; phosphatidylinositol binding. Gene Ontology annotation, cellular component: cytoplasm. The record is from RefSeq and is a predicted model, not a curated record.